AUGGAGAUGAGAAUGCUGAGGAUGAUCGCUGGGGUAUCAAAAAAGGAUAAGGUGCGAAGUACAAGAAUACUAGGAAGUUUAAAGGUAGUGCCUAUGAAAACUAAGAUAAUGGUGAACAGACUUAGAUGUGGGCACACAAUGAGAAGGCCUAUGAACUACAUAGGAAAUAAGGUUGAGAGUUUGGAAGUAAGGGGCAAACGUAAAAGAGGAAGGCCAAAACUUCAAUGGGGCCAUGAAGUUAGAGCCAAUAUGAAGAAGUAUAGAUUAGAUAAAAGUGAUAGUAUGAAUAACAUUAAGUGGAAAGAUAUAUUGAAAGAGCUUACCACCAGAAGGUAA
Gordionus sp. m RMFG-2023 is the source of this 336-nucleotide messenger RNA. RefSeq lists its product as uncharacterized. Bases 1 to 336 code for a protein of 111 amino acids. The record is from RefSeq and is a predicted model, not a curated record. The transcript has a single exon. NCBI's taxonomy places the organism in Eukaryota, Metazoa, Nematomorpha, Gordioida, Chordodea, Parachordodidae.